ACUUCGGGCGUCAGCGACGGCAUUCAGUACGCUGUGAAACUUAGUACACAAACUUACAACGUAAAGCAAAGCGAACGACGGGACUAUGCUUGAGGCCACACUAUGGAACAGCAUACUCCUAGUGCUUUGGAUUGCAAUCGUCGCAGGGGCAGAACGAAAUCAUCCGACAAUAUUACGCAAACGCAACGAAAUGACCAGGUACAUGAAUUUGCACGCCAAUCCGUGUAAGGACUUUUACGAAUUCGCCUGCGGCAGUUGGGAGCAACCCUACGUAGAAACGCGAUACGAGCAGCCGAUAUUGAAAGAUAUGGAAAUUUAUUUGCGUACGAAAGUGGAUCAUGAUUUGCGCAAUAUGCUGCAGGAACAAACCAAAUUGGAGGAUGGCUUAAAUGGACGUAAAUUAAAAGAUUUUUAUAUAUCCUGUACGGCAGCCGAACGGAAUGGUGUCGCACAACAGGAGUACUUCAGUCAGAUGAUCGAAAAUCAUGGUGGUUUCCCUGCGAUACCGGGUUCCAAUUGGCACUUGCAGAGCAACAACUACAAUUGGCCAGAUGUGGUGGGCACAUUGCGCUUUCAAUAUGGCAUGAAUAUAUUGGUGGGUGUGAAGAUUGGCGUCAAUUAUUUGUACCCUUUCGAAGAUAGCGUCUACUUGAGCGAGCCGGACACUUUUAUACCGCCAGAACUAUGUAGUGCGGAAGGUACUAAUAGGACGGACUUACGUUCCGAAGAGUAUGCGAUAAUUGAAAACGAAGUAGCCGAAAAUCUCAGCAUGUGGCUAACGCUUGAUAUGGAGAAGGCGCAAGUGAUUGCCUCCGAUUUGGUGGCGUUUGAGUUUAAGCUUUGCACUGGUAUAAAGAGAUGGGAUAUCAGCCAGCUCGCCGUGAACAGCAGUUAUAAUAGUGAUAUACGCAAGACGCUUUACGAUUUUACAUAUCAAUAUGAUAAUAAAAUCGACUUUGUUGCGGCCACCCUUGGCACGCAAAUACAAAAGCCCGUAUUCAUGGGUAACGAGGGGUAUUACAAGCAGCUAGUCAAAACCUUAGACUCUACGAAUAAGACGACAAUCGCGAACUACAUUAUGUAUCAGACAUUGGUGGCCUUAAGUUUCCCACACAAUGAUCAGCCGAGUAGCCGCGCUUUGUUCUGUUUGGAAAAGGCAAAGCGUUACUUUCCCAAAUUUCUCGGUGAGAUGUACCACAAAAAUUAUGUGAAUGUUGCUGCUAGGGAUGAUGUGGUCAACAUGUUCGACAGAUUGAAAGAAUCUUUCCGCCGGAGUUUACAAAACACCUGGAUCAGAGAGCAUACACGCCGCAUUGCUGAGAGCAAACUAGCAGAGAUGCACCUGGCCUUCCCUUACUAUGGCAAAUUGGAAACGAGUAGUAUAAACAUAAAUCGCGGUGAUUAUUGGCACAACUUGGACAUACUAAUGAAAGAUCGGCAAGAGGCACAAUUCCAACGCAUUUUCCCGCCACCACAUCCAAAUAUGUUUGAUCAAGUAGAAUCGUACGAAACGAACAUUUUCUAUAGAUCACAACAUACACGCUUCGAAAUGGGUUGGGGACUACUGCAGGAACCGCUCUAUCUUACGCAGUACCCGAACUCGAUGCGUUACGCUGCGAUCGGUCAUAAGCUAUCCUCUCUGCUGGCUAGCGCCUUUGAUGACAUCUCAUGGAGUACAUCGCCUAACGGUGUAUUGAAUUGGGAUCAGUCUACUGCUACGGAGUAUCGCAAUCGUAGCGAAUGUUUCCGUCAACAGAUCAGCAAUUAUCUCCACAAUGAUCCCGCGUUGUUUACAAAUACUACACUAUUGCGACAAAUAAUAGCACAAAGUGCUGGUUUAAAUGUAGCAUUCGACGCCUAUUUGAAUUGGUUGGCAUUUCAACAGCCCACUGAUGAUCACGAGACGCUAUUGAGAGAAACUCUGCCCGAGUUCAACUUCACUAAUACACAACUGUUUUUUAUUGCCUUCGCACAAAAGCAUUGUAGUGCAGGCUCACGGCGGUCCAGUACAAAGGGAUCUGCGCGCACUCUGAGUCCACUUGAACGGCACACGAUCGAACGCUACCUAGUCAAUGGACCGCUGAGGAAUUAUAAUGAAUUCGCGCGAGAUUUUGGCUGUCCGAUGGGUGUGGAGAUGAAUCCGCCGGAUAAAUGUGUUAUUUAUUAGUUGCUAACAUAAAUUGUAGAUCUUAAUUUAUAGCCAUAAAUGUAUAUAAUGUAUAUUAAAGGCUUUAAAAAUACUUUUGAAAAAAUAAAUCAUAAUUGAGAGAGUA
Molecule: messenger RNA, 2273 nt
Organism: Bactrocera latifrons
Lineage: Eukaryota; Metazoa; Arthropoda; Insecta; Diptera; Tephritidae
Product: neprilysin-1-like
Exons: 1
Coding region: 86-2167 (693 amino acids)
Biological process (GO): protein processing
Cellular component (GO): plasma membrane
Molecular function (GO): metalloendopeptidase activity
Source: RefSeq, a predicted model, not a curated record